GCACAAUGUCUGUGGACGACAACACGCCGUCUGCAGGCGACAACUCGCCGGUGCAGGACUUCUACCGGGACUGCGGGGUGCUGGUGACGGGCGGGACAGGAUUCCUGGGCAAGCUCGUCAUAGAGAAGAUCCUGCGAUGCUGUCCUGCCGCCAGGACCGUGUACGUGCUGAUACGACCGAAGAAAGGCGUGUCGGCGGAGGACAGGAGGAAGGCGCUAAUGGACAAUGAGGUGUUCGAGCGCAUGAAGAGCGAGCAGCCCGACUGGCAGAGCAGGCUCGUGUUCGUGUCUGGAGACUGCUCGCAGCCUCGCCUGGGGCUGAGCGACACUGACUACCAUCACCUCACUCAACACGUCAACAUCGUGCUGCAUCUGGCCGCCACCGUCAGGUUCGACGAGACCUUGAAGGUGGCGAUCGCCAUCAACGUGAAGGGAACAGAAGAGUUCAUCCGGCUCUGCCGGGACUGUGUUCAUCUGAAGUCUGCUGUGUAUGUGUCGACUGCUUAUUCAAACUGCAUCCAUCGGGUGGUGAGAGAGGAAAUUUACAGCCCACCCAUGGCAUUGGAUCACUUGUUCAUGCUGAUGGACAGGUUUACUGAACGUGAAAUUGCCUUGCUGCUUCCAAAGAUAACAGGUGGUUGGCCAAAUACUUACACAUUUUCUAAAGCAAUGUCUGAGAACUUGAUAUCUACUCAGGCAAGAGAUUUACCCGUGGCUAUCGUUCGGCCAUCAAUGGUCAUAUCAGCGGUCGCUGAACCGAUCCCCGGCUGGUUGGAAAAUGUGUACGGUCCAAUUGGCAUCGCCUUGGGAGGAGGCACUGGCGUCUUGCACGUGUGUUUCGCCGACGAAGAAAAAGUGCUGGACACUGUCCCAGCAGAUAUGGUUUCCAACUGCAUUAUAGCGGCGGCUUUUGCGACGGGUGAAAGGGAAGAAGGUGGAAUUGAUGUUUAUAACAUAUCCAUGGCAAAAAACGGCACAGAUACCUUACGGCAGGAAAUUGAAAACCUAAAACCUGCGAUUGCCAAAUUUCCAUUUAACACAUCGAUUUGGUACCCAGUUUAUUUUUUUACUUCAAAUUACUGCAUAUACAUGGUUUUGGCCUUUUUAUUGCAUUUCCUGCCAGGAUUACUACUGGACUUCGGCCUCCGCUGGAAGGGAAAGCCUCCAAUGAUGCUGAGAAUUUACAGGAAGUUACAAAAAGUCGCCAUGAUUACAAAUUACUUCUCAUUAAAAGAAUGGAAGUUUGUUGACGAUAACACAAGACAUCUUUACGAGAAACUUGAAAAUAGAGACAAAAAAAUAUUUUACUUUGAUACUCAACAGAGAAUCGAUCUACAAUAUAGUUUUGAUUCUGUUCUUGGAGCAAGAAAAUAUCUACUCAAUGAAUCUCUUGAUACACUGAAAAACGCCAGGUCACGCUUUCAUAGGUUUUAUUUAGCCAAUACAGCAUUGAAAAUUAUAUGGUAUAGUAUGGUUCUCUGGAUAACAUUUGGGCUCCUGAAGUUCAUGGUUAAAUUUUUAAAUAAUUUCUAGUAGUAAGUGUUAAAUGUAAUACGUGUGGUAUGUGCCCUUAUAAUGUUGCUUAAUAUAUAUGUAAUCAGUUUUUUUAAAAAAUUUCUACCAAUAAAUUUAUUUUUAUAUUCCAUGUUUUACUUUCCUGUAUUUAUAAUAAUAUUAGAGAACUUUUUUGAAUGCCUUACAUUAAAACUACCUAUAUUGACGAAACAACUAUGAAACAAAUGCAUCGCAGUUGAAAUGCCAUGAGUAAAAGCUAUGAGCUUUAAAGCUGCGACAGAAAUAAUGAACACGAAAAUUUAUACUAUGGAUACAAGGAUACGUAAAAAUUACAAUAUUUUGGUUUUACCUAUAGUAUUAAUGUAAGUUGGGCAAACUCUGACAUCAAAUUCGUUUGCCAAAAUGUAAUAAAUAGCGAGUACUGAUUAAGUUUUAUUAUCCUGAGUAAUUAAUUGCUUAACAUGCUUAUGAAAAAUAUACAUUUAUUGUAAAAAUGCAUCUUAAGUCACAAUAAAAAUAACUAUUUUUGGUAAAAAA
Molecule: messenger RNA, 2051 nt
Organism: Bacillus rossius redtenbacheri
Lineage: Eukaryota; Metazoa; Arthropoda; Insecta; Phasmatodea; Bacillidae
Product: fatty acyl-CoA reductase wat-like
Exons: 8
Coding region: 6-1532 (508 amino acids)
Biological process (GO): long-chain fatty-acyl-CoA metabolic process
Cellular component (GO): peroxisome
Molecular function (GO): alcohol-forming very long-chain fatty acyl-CoA reductase (NADP+) activity
Source: RefSeq, a predicted model, not a curated record